This is a messenger RNA of Mollisia scopiformis, 1179 nucleotides long. RefSeq names its product Six-hairpin glycosidase. Gene Ontology annotation, biological process: carbohydrate metabolic process. The transcript has 2 exons. NCBI's taxonomy places the organism in Eukaryota, Fungi, Ascomycota, Leotiomycetes, Helotiales, Mollisiaceae. Bases 1 to 1179 code for a protein of 392 amino acids. The record is from RefSeq and is a predicted model, not a curated record.
AUGUUGUUCUCGAUACCUCGUACACUUGCAGUACUUACUACAUCUAUUGCUAUUUCAAAUGCCUUACCUCAGCCUCAACCCAAAGCUACACCACUUCCUCACACCUCUCCAAAUCCAAAUUUCCAUCAGCUCUCAGAACGAAAUCUUCAAUCUCGAGCAACACAAACUCAAUAUGUUACCUAUGCAGUAGCGGGCAUCAACCAGUUGAUGACAUGGUACAACGCUGCCACUGGCCUUUGGUCUGGUGAUUGGUGGAACUCUGCCAACGUCAUCACCAUGCUUGCUGAUUUCCAAGACUACUUUCCCUCGAUGGCAACUGGAAUCACAAAUUCUGUGUUCCCAACCACGCUUGCCAAAGCUCCUUCUACCUAUGCUGGGUUCUUGAAUGGGUUCUAUGAUGAUGAGUUAUGGUGGGUGUUGGCAUGGAUCAAAGUCUAUGAUGUUACUCAGGAUGAGACUUACCUUACCACCGCCGCUGCUAUCUUUGAGGACGCAAAGAGUGCUUGGGGUACCUCACCAUGUGGUGGCUUAUGGUGGGACAAAGCACACACAGGUGUAGGAGCUGUUGAGAACGAACUGUACCUGACCGCGGCCGCCAAGCUUGCCAAUCGGCGUCCGUCAACACCCAGCCAAGGCUACUACUACAACGAAGCCAUCAAAGCCUACACCUGGUUCAUCAACAGCGGUCUCAUCAACUCCGGCAACACCAUCAACAACGGCCUCGUCCUCUCAACCUGUAAAAACGACGGGAACCUAGUUUUCUCCUACAACCAAGGAAUCCUCCUCUCCGGUCUUGCGGAACUCACGUGGGCCUCAGGCGAUGACUCCUACAACGAGCUCGCAAACACCAUCGCUACCGCCGCCAUUGCAGCUCUCACCGACGCAAACGGCAUUCUCCACGAACCCUGUGAAGCGACAGGUUGUGAUGCCGAUGAAGAACAGUUCAAGGGUGUCUUUGGACGUAAUAUCCAGUUCCUGGUUAAUAGGGCGACCGUCCUGCCAGCUGCUACGAAAACGCUAUUUGUCAAUUUCUUAGAGGUUAAUGCUAAUGCUAUCUGGGCCGAUGAUGAGGUUGAUAAUCAGCUGGGGUUGGUGUGGAGUGGACCGGAGGGGACGGCUACGGUGCAAACGCAAUCUAGUGCCUUGGAUGCUAUUGUUGGCGCUGCUUGUGUUUCUUGA